CGUAGUCAAUUUAUUUCCAUGGUUGGUUUGAGCAAAUGACUAAAUGAGCCGUUUCACAUCGAGCAAAAGCCAUCAUAAUUUCCAACGGUAACCAUUUUCAAAAAGAUUCAAUUCAAACUCCCAACUAUAUUUCUCCUUCCCUUUCCACUCCAAGAAACCCCAAAAUCAAGGAACCCAUUUUCUUCACGAUAAGCUUCAUCCUCUCACUACAAUGGCGGAGAAUCAAGAACAAGUGAGGCCAAAGGAGAGAGAAAUCCCAGUUUUCACAGUCUUGAAGAAUAAUUGUAUAUUGAAGAACAUCUUUGUUCUAGACAACCCUCCUCCGAUUUCUUCGUCUUCCUCGGCCGAAAUUUCUGGUCAGGAAUCGGAAAGGGAAGAGAUAUUGCUGGUGGGGAGGCACCCCGAUUGUAAUAUAAAGCUGGAGCACCCGAGUAUCAGCAGAUUUCAUCUCCGCAUUCACUCUAUGCCCUCUUCUCGAUCUCUUUUCGUCACCGAUUUAUCAUCGGUACAUGGGACUUGUAUUUCUGGGAAAAGAAUCGAGCCCGGGGUCACAAUGGAACUAGUUCCGGGUGACACGUUGAAGCUGGGGGAAUCGAGUAGAUUGUACCGACUUGACUGGGUUCCGAUCAGCUUUGCUUAUGAUAUAAACGACCCGUUUGUACCUCAGCCGGAUACAUUGGAUACAGUCGAUGAAGAAACAGAAGGAGCAGAUCAGGAUGAGAAUCGUCUCUCUCGUGAAAAUGAAUGGGGCUGGGAUCUGAGUGAUGAAAUAGAAGCUCUAGGGUGGCAAGAAACAACUGCAGAAGUAGAGAACACUCGUUUGCCUGAAAUGUUGAGCAACGAAAAUGAAAUCACCGGUAGCCAGCUGUUAUUGCUGGAUGUAUCGUUAUCAGCUGAUGAAGAAACAGAAGGGGCGACAGAGCAGGUAAAAAUGUUGAGCAACGAAAAUGAAAUCACUGGUAGCCAGCUGUUAUCGCUGGAUGUAUCGUUAUCAGCUGAUGAAGAAACAGAAGGGGCGACGGAGCAGGAUGGGGAUAGUUUGCUUCAUGAUCUAGGUGAAGUUAUGGAAGAUCGGCCGUUCUGUGAUGAGGCAACUACGCCUCCACUGCCCGAAGAUGAGGCCAGUUCGCCUCAAAUACGUGAAGAAGAAAAUGAAUUCUACAGCAGUCAGCUAUGUCAAGUUGAAAAGGAAAACUCACCACAGCUUGAAGAUGAAGUUGAGAGCAUGCCAGAAAUAUGCAUAAACAAAAACGAUUUCUUGCGCAGCAUUCCAUUAGCAGAAACUGUGGAAGCUUUUGAGAGGAACUCGGAGAAAAGGUUAGGGAUGAACAUUUGGUCAAGGAGGGGUAAAUCCGAAGGUGUCAAGAUCAGAACCAGCAGAAGCAAGGCAACCUGCGGGAUUGAAAAUUGUGUAAGCAAAUCAAUGCUGAAAGAUCAAUGUGAUGCUAGUCCUGAUAAGGAUGAAGAGAUCUUCACGCCGGACAAGGAGAAUGCCUCUCCUGAUUCCUGUCUGGUCAGAUCCUUGCGGGGCAAAUUCAACGAAACUUUGAAGAGUGAAUCAAUGUCAGACGAGGACGAAGAAGUUUUCACCUCAGACAAAGAGAACAUGACUCCAAACAGUCAUCUGCUUAGGUCCAUCAAGAACGUUGGGAGUUCUCAAGAAGUUAGGCAUCUGAACUUUCACAAACCUUCGCCCUUGAAGACAGUUAGUCGAGGCAUCCUUCAGGAACGUAAACCAGCAAGUUCUGCUUCCAAAAGCCAUUGCAGCUUGAAGAAACAGCCUCCUUGUGUUAUGAAGGCAGCAGAAAGGGAACCUUUUCUUCUGCUGCCUGUGAUUUCCACCGGUGAUGAUAAGCCCACACCGAUACCUUCAGCUCAUGAAGGCACGAUGAGAAAAAGCAGAUGUAUCGAUUACUCAAAGGUGAGUGGGAACAGGUGGAUUAUUGUAGUAGACACUGCUUGUCUGCUAAACAAGAAGUCGAGGAGGGAGCUGCAGCUAUUGAGAGGUCUUCGAGGGACUUCUUUGGUCAUUCCAAGAAUCGUCUUGAGGGAGCUCGACUGCAUGGUGAGACGCGCUAGUUUCCUGUCAAGAAUGACAGAGGCCUCUGCUGCACUGCAGUGGAUCGAAGAAUGUAUGGCUUCAUCAACGUGGUGGAUUCAUGUGCAGAGCUCAGCAGAGGAAAGCAGGCUCGUCCCACCAACUCCGCCUGCUGCUGCCUCUGCUCACUGGUUCGGUGAGGAGAAGGGAGCAUUCUCUGUUGGCUCUAUCCCUUUCUCUCCCUAUAGUUUGCAAGAAAUCGUCACUCCAACCGCUGCAGACCACAUUCUCGAAUCUGCCCUUUUCUUCAAGCAAGCCAUGAAUGGACAUCUUGUCCUUCUCAGUGAUGAUGUCACUCUAAAAAUCAAAGCCAUGGCUGAAGGUGUCAUCUGCGAGACAGCAAAGGAAUUUCGUGCCAGUCUUGUCAACCCUUUCUCAGCGAGGUUCUUGUAUUCCGACAGCUCUCCAAGAGGGCCUACUUGGACUUGUGUGGAUGAUACUGUCCUUAAAGAGAAAUACUACCCGAGCCCCAUGAAGAAAGCCACGAGAUUGGGAGACGGAGCUAAGGGUUUGAAGCUGAUACUGCUGCACAACUCCAAUUUCAGACCGAUGAGAGCUUAGGCAGUUGCAAAAUUUAUGACCCAAAUUUGAGCGCUUCUCAAUUUCUCGUUGUAUGUUAUGUUACUAUAUUUUGGCAGUGGAUAUAAUCAAAUGGAAGUCUUGCUUUA
This is a messenger RNA of Salvia miltiorrhiza (redroot sage), 2766 nucleotides long. Its product is annotated as FHA domain-containing protein PS1-like. Gene Ontology annotation, molecular function: protein binding. Gene Ontology annotation, cellular component: nuclear membrane. The record is from RefSeq and is a predicted model, not a curated record. The coding region runs from base 212 to 2659 and encodes 815 amino acids. Lineage: Eukaryota; Viridiplantae; Streptophyta; Magnoliopsida; Lamiales; Lamiaceae. The transcript has 6 exons.